AAACAAGUUUUCAGCCGUAACUAGAUUUAAGACGUCUCUGCAAAUUGAUUAGCAUUUGUCACUUUAUUAUUAAAGGUCGGCCCAGUCUGUUGUAAUUCUAUGUACAUGGUACGCAAAACAAAAAUAUUCAAGUGUGGACAAAAAUUACUUUUAUCCGACAAAAAAAUCUAUUUCUGGUCACCUGGUAAAUAUAGCCAGGAUAAGAUAGACGGAACCUCACGACCACAUACCAAAUCAAUACGCGGUUAGUAUGUGGAAAGUAUGGUGUUAUUGUUUAUAAAUAAAAAAAUUUUAACAGUGAAAAGUUUCAGUACCGUGAAUUGUAGUAAUCGCAGUGGCUCGUUAAAUCGACAAAUAGUUGACCGUGUCGUGUUCUCCAAAAACUGUCAUAAAAAUCAUUUCAUUAGCAAUAUGGCCAUCGUGACUAACGAUCCGCAAAUAGCCGCUCUAAGUGAACGACUGGCUCCAUCUCUUACUGAGAGCAAGUAUAAAGGGCAAGCUGGUAAAAUAGGAAUAUUCGGCGGCUCAUUGGAAUAUACCGGAGCGCCGUAUUUUGCCGCCAUAACUGCUUUGAAAGUUGGUGCUGAUUUGGCUCAUGUUUUUUGCAUGAAAGAGGCUGCAACGGUGAUUAAAUCGUACAGUCCGGAAUUAAUAGUACAUCCAUUAUUGGACGAUCCUAAUGCCAUUUCAAAAAUUGAACCAUGGUUGGAACGCUUUAAUGCGGUAUUGAUAGGACCGGGCUUGGGACGGGAAGAAUCAACUUUCAAUGUUAUCAAACAAAUAAUAAAUAUUUGUAGAAGAUCACAAAAACCUUUGGUUAUUGAUGCUGAUGGUUUAUUUUUAAUAUCUAGACAACCAGAACUUAUUCAAAAUUAUCCCCCGCCAGGAGUGAUUUUAACUCCAAAUCUAAUGGAAUUUGCACGACUCAAUGGUGUGGACAAUCCAAAAGCUAUAACAGACCCAAAUAAAUUUUUCGAAUGGGGGAAAACUAUAACUUUGUUAGUGAAGGGACCGCAAGAUCAGAUAAUGGAUUCUGAAAAGAAAAUCACGGUCAGCGGUGGUGGUUCAGGUAGGCGUUGCGGAGGGCAAGGAGAUCUAUUGGCAGGAUCGCUAACUACUUUUUUCACUUGGACUUUGCAACAGCAAAGGAAUCCGGGAGUUCCUCAUGAUGACAGAAUAAUGACAGCCUGUUAUGCAGCUUGCAAGCUAGUGAGGGAGUGUAAUGCAAGAGCAUUUCAGAAGAAAGGCCGAAGCAUGGUUGCAUCCGAUAUGAUCGACGAAAUUCAUGGUGUUUUCGAGGACAACUUCGAACUAAAGGCUACUGGAAAUAAGUAAUUUUCUACAGGAGCAACUCUAAAAAUUUUGGCAACAGAAACCUAGAAUGUUUUUUAUACUAUGAGAUUGUUAAAUUUAUUGUGUAAAAACACUGACUAAUUUUAUUGUUGUAAUCGGUAACAUUUCAAUAAAUGAGAAACAGUGUUUGCAAUA
Messenger RNA from Agrilus planipennis (emerald ash borer), 1488 nucleotides. RefSeq names its product ATP-dependent (S)-NAD(P)H-hydrate dehydratase. The record is from RefSeq and is a predicted model, not a curated record. Gene Ontology annotation, molecular function: ATP-dependent NAD(P)H-hydrate dehydratase activity. The transcript has a single exon. NCBI's taxonomy places the organism in Eukaryota, Metazoa, Arthropoda, Insecta, Coleoptera, Buprestidae. Gene Ontology annotation, biological process: metabolite repair. The coding region runs from base 262 to 1335 and encodes 357 amino acids.